Molecule: messenger RNA, 910 nt
Organism: Papilio machaon (common yellow swallowtail)
Lineage: Eukaryota; Metazoa; Arthropoda; Insecta; Lepidoptera; Papilionidae
Product: lipase 1-like
Exons: 6
Coding region: 251-910 (219 amino acids)
Source: RefSeq, a predicted model, not a curated record
AUUAUGUUUGAAUAAUUUUUUUGAAAGUGAAAGCCAAUUUCGUCUACCCGAAUCAUAUAAAUCUGUGCCUAACUUAAUCCGGAGAGCGGGUUAUCCAGCAGAAGAGCAUCGGGCACUAACGCCUGACGGCUACGUCCUGCAACUGCACAGGAUACCCACAGGAAGAGGGCUGCCUAGGUCCUCUGGUGUCAAGAAGAAAGCAGUACUCAUAGUACAUGGUGUCUUCGGAUGUAGUAGCAACUUUAUUUUGAUGGGACCAGAAAAAAGUUUAGGUUUCAUGCUUGCAGACGCAGGAUAUGAUGUAUGGCUGGGCAACUUGCGAGGGAAUCGACACACAGCACAUCUGAAUCUAACCAGAGCUAAUCCUAAGUUUUGGGAAUACAGCUUCCAUGAGCACGGCAAGUACGACGUACCAGUUCUGAUAGACAAAGUGCUGGCCGUCUCUGGGCAGUCCAGUCUGCUGUAUAUCGGCCACUCCAUGGGCACCACCAGCUUCUUCAUCACGGCCUCACUCAGGCCAGAAUACAACGAUAAAGUGGUGGCGUUCGUCGGUCUGGCACCGGCCGUAUACUUCGACCAUAUGAAGUGGCUCGCUGACUUCCUUUUGAAAAGUCUUAAAAUUGUUAACUGGCUACGUGAACGUGGCUUCAUGGCGUUAGGAUUGCCGCCCAUUCUCAUGGAACUGUUCAUACGUAGUCUGUGCUCGAACAAGAGUCCGCGCGACAACUUCUGCGUCUUCAUGAUGCAGAAUCUCGUCGGCGAGAACUUCGAUCAAGUAGAUCCGAAUGUAACAACACAAAUGAUGACUCGAGUACAGCCGGCCUCUUGGCGGCAAUUUGAACAUUAUGGCAAGAUCGCACUCACUAGUAAGUAUAGUUCUAAUCAAGAAGAUCACUCGCUUGUAAGUUGA